AUGUUACAGUAGCACACAGUACCUGUUGAGUGAUGCACAAAACUUACCUUUUAAACCUUAAACCGGAUUCGCCUGACAAUUGAUUUUACAUCUGUAUAUGGUGCCAUAUUAUUAUUAUACAUCGGUAAAGCCAAUAUUCAACCAAACUAUCCUACCAACGUAGGAGGAUAUCAAAAUGGUUCUGUGAAAAGUUUUCACUGAAAACCAUUAUCCAUCACGUGUUUAGUUUCUACCCAAGAAAUAAAUCAUCCACAUCUACUUACAUACGCAUCUACGAUUCUACGCAUCGGAAACAUUUAAUCCUACUAUUUUUAUUUAUACAAGUAGAAUUUUAAAAUGUUUUUCGCAAAUUCUUCGGCGUCCAACGUGUAUCGAUGGGUGGGGGACGGACUGCAUAUCUUCGCCAUUGUCAUUCUCCUGGUCAAAUUCUAUGUUCGAAAGAACUCGACUGGCGUAUCGGGUAAAACGCAGCUAUUGUUUGCUUUGACUUACACCGCUCGCUACCUUGAUGUUUGGACUAACUGGGUUUCCUAUUAUAAUACUGUGAUGAAAAUUUUCUACAUAAUCAUCUCCUACUUUAUUGUCUACUUGACGCUUCGUGUAUUCAAAGAGACUUACAACAAGGACCACGACUCUUUUAGAAUUGAAGUCUUGCUCAUUCCCGUCACUCUGUUGGCAUUUACUAUAAAUUACGAAAGCACUUUUAUGGAGAUUUCCUGGGCUUGGAGUAUCUACUUGGAAUCUGUGUGUUUGGUCCCACAGCUUUACAUGAUCUGGAAGGCGAAAACGUCAGAUUUCUACGUAAUCUUGUAUGUUUUAUUCAUGGGUCUUUAUCGAGGGCUGUAUAUUGCAAAUUGGGCCUACCGCUACAAAAUGGACGGCUACGUUGACCUCAUCUCCAUCACCGGAGGGAUUAUCGAGACAUUCAUCGCGCUUGUUGGAUUUCUGUGUGUCAUUUCACAAUCUGUGACCAACGCCCUGUCAAGCUCCACUAAUGGCAAGAAAGUCACUGGAAGGCCCGAGUCCGUUUAUGUGGUUCCCUUGAUUUCCAGUGAGUGCAAGUCAAAGGUUGAUGCCGUUGGAAAACCCAACGCUCAUCAUCUCUCGGUGUGAUCCUGCGGAGAGGGAAAGCUGUUGUUGCUUAAAUAUCGAUCCGUAUUUUACGUAAUGUGGUGAUGUUGGGUAGAUCUUUUCCGUAUAUUUAUAUAUCACACGGCUGCCUGAGUAAGCUGAUUUUAAGCAAAAUGAAUUAGCGGUACUUAUAUCUUUCUCUGAGCAAUUAUCUAAUUUAAGUUUGGGACAUCCCUUUAUUUUAUAUGUUGUUUUUUUUGCAUUGGUCUCAAAUUUCAAUGGUGAUAUGUACAUAGAUUCAUAAGAUGACAGAGUAGUAAAAAAAGUACUAUACAAAGUACAACGUGGACACGGCUGUUGUUGCUGCUUGUUGGACGCGCAAGCAAUAAUGGCAGGCGAAUUGGAAGUAAUAAACCUUUGCACCACUUUCACACUUGUCACUUUCUCCAUGUUCAAUCUAUUUGAUGGGGUGUGAUGUAAGUUAUUGUGCUGAUCCCACAAAGUGGCAAGUACAUAAAUAUCCCAAACUGCUUUUAUUCCCUGGAUUCACUGCAGUUUGUGUAUAGCUUAACGUUUACUUGUUCCAAAUAAACAAUGCUAUUUCAAAAAUGUUGCAAUGUCGUGGACCAAGUGUUAUUGCGCCAUUGCUGGAUUUUUUUACGGAUGCAAUGUGUUUCAGUUUAAAUGGUGUACUGUUUUCGGUUCGUUUAUUUAUGCAUUGUAAAACCUAAGUUUGACAAUCAACAUUGUUGCAUGGUGUUCACGUUUCUAACGUUGUAUGCACGAGUAUAUUUAUGGAACAAAUAAACAAUGGAAAAAUAAAUUUUUUAGAGAUACAAAACA
Folsomia candida is the source of this 1914-nucleotide messenger RNA. RefSeq names its product ER lumen protein-retaining receptor 2. Gene Ontology annotation, molecular function: ER lumen protein retrieval receptor activity. Lineage: Eukaryota; Metazoa; Arthropoda; Collembola; Entomobryomorpha; Isotomidae. The record is from RefSeq and is a predicted model, not a curated record. The coding region runs from base 337 to 1113 and encodes 258 amino acids. The transcript has 5 exons. Gene Ontology annotation, cellular component: membrane; cis-Golgi network; endoplasmic reticulum. Gene Ontology annotation, biological process: endoplasmic reticulum to Golgi vesicle-mediated transport; protein retention in ER lumen.